This is a messenger RNA of Telopea speciosissima, 1280 nucleotides long. RefSeq names its product annexin D4-like. The record is from RefSeq and is a predicted model, not a curated record. Bases 14 to 961 code for a protein of 315 amino acids. NCBI's taxonomy places the organism in Eukaryota, Viridiplantae, Streptophyta, Magnoliopsida, Proteales, Proteaceae. The transcript has 6 exons. Gene Ontology annotation, molecular function: calcium-dependent phospholipid binding; calcium ion binding. Gene Ontology annotation, cellular component: cytoplasm.
AACUCAAAGAAGAAUGGCUGUACCACAAGAAGAAAUCGAUGCUCUCACAAAGUCUUUCUCAGGAUUUGGAGUUGAUGAGAAGUCAAUUAUUACGGUGUUGGGGAAAUGGCAACCGGAGGAAAGGAAAUCCUUCAGGAAGGAAUCCCCUUUUUUCUUCUCAAAAGAUGAUCAUCGUCUCUUUGAAAAGUGGAAUGCUGACCAUAUUGCCCUCCUCAAACGUGAAUUCUCUCGUUUUAAGAAUGCUGUGGUGCUGUGGACAAUGCACCCUUGGGAAAGAGAUGCUCGUUUGGUAAAGGAAGCUUUGAUUAAAGAGAACCGAUCAUAUGAUGUUAUCAUUGAGAUCGCUUGCACCCGAUCAUCAGAAGAGCUGUUGGGUGCGAGAAAGGCCUACCACUCCCUCUUUGAUCACUCCAUCGAAGAAGAUGUUGCUGCACAUAUCCAUGGCAGCAACCGCAAUCUCUUUGUAGCAUUAGUGAGUGCUUACAGGUACGAGGGUUCGAAAGUGAACGACGAGGUUGCAAAAUCAGAGGCCAAGAUGAUCUGUAAUGCCAUCAAAAAUGCCAAAAAGGACCCUGUUGAGGAUGAAGAGGUGGUAAGGAUACUAUCAACCAGGAGCAAACCCCAUCUCAAAGCAAUCUAUAAACACUACAAGGAACUGUGUGGAAAGACACUUAAUGAGGAUUUGGAGAAUGGAUCAAGCUUGAAAGAAGCAGUUCAAUGCCUUUGCUCUCCUCAAACAUAUUUUAGCAAGGUAUUGAAUGCUGCAAUGAAGAGUGGUGCAGAUGAGAAAACAAAGGUUGCACUUUCUCGAGUAAUUGUAACCAGAGCUGAUUAUGACAUGAAAGAGAUCAAAGAAGAGUACCAUAAGGAAAAUGGAUUCUCCCUCUCCCAGAAAAUCAAUGAGACAACUCAUGGGAACUACAAGGACUUCUUGCUCAACUUGAUUGAAAGGGGAGACUAAUUUAAUGAAAAAAAAUUACACCAAAUUACAAGAAGGCCAAACAUGUAUUAGAUGUCAUGUCUUUUGGUAUUUCUAAAGUUAGAUCACAUACAUUGCCUUGUCCCUGCAGCUUUCUGUGUUUUUUUUUUCCCCUUUUAUAUCAAGCCUAGAUGUCCUUCUUGUGUGACUGCAAUGAAAACCUUUCUUUCUUUCUUUACUUUUCUCUUUCCCCUCCUUUCAGUGCUUUACUUUUAUUGUGCUUCUAUUAGUAUCAUGUUUGCAAGUAAAUUAAACUUUUGAAAUAUAUUGGUAGGUUACUACCAAUGUUGGUCUUUUAUUG